Notothenia coriiceps (black rockcod) is the source of this 331-nucleotide messenger RNA. Its product is annotated as acidic leucine-rich nuclear phosphoprotein 32-related protein 2-like. NCBI's taxonomy places the organism in Eukaryota, Metazoa, Chordata, Actinopteri, Perciformes, Nototheniidae. The transcript has 2 exons. The annotation marks the transcript as partial. The record is from RefSeq and is a predicted model, not a curated record.
GGCGUUGAAGUACCUCCACGACUUGGCUGAAGAAGAGCUCGGUCACCCCAACGAUGACUUGGGCUCCCAGCCGGAGAGCAAGGUCCCUCGCACAGAGUGGAAAGGUCUCAAAGGAAACAAAGGGGGUAAAGGCAGAAAGCGGAAACGUGCAGACUCCGACUCUGCAGGAGACGAGGACUUUGUUCCAGAUGCUGGUGAAGAGGAGGAUGCUGAGGAUAUGGAAGAUGAAGACGAAGAGGAAGCAGCAGAGGAAUCGGGCUCGGACUCAGAGGCAUUUGGAAGAACUCCAGGAACCUAUAAUGUGAACCGAGGCCCUGUAAGUCCAAUCUGA